AUGGCAACAGCUUCGGGGCCGCUCGAGGAGCCUCCCUCGCUUCUCCUGCUCCCAGCCUCACCCUGUGUCCCCCGCGCCGUCUACCACGCACCGCUCGCCGCCGUGCUCAUACGCCUCAGCAACGAGCACCGGCGUCGGGCAGCUGCCUGCACGCCUCCGCAGCCGCCGCCGCCGCCAGCCCUCGUUGUCGUCGCCAUUGCAACUCCGGUGCUUGCCGGUCCAUCACCGCGAGCUAGGCUCGUCUACUGGCGCCGCGCCCAAGCUCUCCUCGCCGAGACGUACGCCCUCAUCGCCUCCAUCGCGGCCGAGCACGCCAUCGCCACGGACCUCGGUAGCUGUGAGCCCGGCUCCGUCGAUGCCCGCAUCAUCCUCGUCGACUACGAUGGAACUGGGCCGUCUCCAGGGCCCGGCGGCCGGCAACAGGCCGUCGUCGUCCCGGACCUUGCUCGCUUCGCAUCCACGUUGCACCCGUGGUCUACCGUCUACUAUCCAACCGGCGGACCGGGUGAGGAACUGCUCGCCGCGUACACUGCGCUCGCAGAGGGUCAUCAAACUCUGCAGCAGAAUACGAUUGUCGUCGUCGACGGUGUCUCGGAUCCGACUCCACACUCCCCGACGACUGAAAACGGCGGCGGGGGAGAUUUGGAGGUUGCUGUCGAGGACGCUGUCCGAGGGUACAGCACUGUCAGUUUAGGUGGCACCUUUGAUCACCUGCAUCCAGGCCACAAGUUGCUCCUCCACGCCGCCGCCUUGCUCCUCCACAUCCCCGACGAUGACGCCCCUACGCCGUCGCGCAAGCCGGCUGUGCUCAUCGUUGGCGUUUCGGGCGACGAGCUGCUCACCAAGAAACAGUUCGCCGACGAACUUCAAGAAUGGGAUGCCCGCGCGCGCUCCGUCAUCGAAUUUCUUGCCACGGUGCUCGCCGAGGCCCCGACAACGUCUACACCCUCCGUCACCACCACAAUGUCGGCGAUUCCGUCUGCCUCCGGCACGUCGCCCAAGGAGCUCCACGCGACCUUUUGCAACGGUGGCCUGCUCGUCCGCUGCGUCUACCUUUGCGACCCCUUUGGCCCCACCAUCACCGAGGAGUCUGUCGACGCCAUCGUUGUCUCGGGCGAGACGCGAAGUGGUGGGCAAGCCAUCAACGAUCGGAGGAAGGACCGCGGAUGGAAAGGAUUGGACAUGUACGAAAUUGAUGUUCUGGAUGCCAUCGAUGGCACAGACGAGACGGCGACGUCGGCAAAACCCGCCGACAGCUUCGCGGCCAAGAUUAGCAGCACAGAGAUUCGCAAGAAACGGGCACAAGCAAGGAAGGCGAGAUAG
Drechmeria coniospora is the source of this 1323-nucleotide messenger RNA. RefSeq lists its product as uncharacterized. The record is from RefSeq and is a predicted model, not a curated record. The coding region runs from base 1 to 1323 and encodes 440 amino acids. Gene Ontology annotation, molecular function: dephospho-CoA kinase activity. Gene Ontology annotation, biological process: coenzyme A biosynthetic process. The transcript has a single exon. NCBI's taxonomy places the organism in Eukaryota, Fungi, Ascomycota, Sordariomycetes, Hypocreales, Ophiocordycipitaceae.